AUGUCUAAGAUGAAGAGACGUAUGAUUCAUCAAGAAGAGGAUGAGUCAGAUGACGAAUUUGACCACUUCAUGACUGUUAUGAUGGGUGAGUACCGGGAGAGGAAGCAUGAGCAGCGUAAAAGACAUCGAGGUUCAGUUUUUGGACACAAGGUUUAUGAUAGAAGUAGAGAAGAACAUGAUAUAAAAUUAUAUUGUGAUUACUUUGCUGAAAAUCCAGUAUAUCUAGAAAAGUAUUUUCGGCGACGUUUUCGGAUGAGUCGCCCUCUAUUCAAUCGAAUAGCUGGAGCUAUCAGACGGCAUGAUCCCUACUUUGUUCAAAAAAGAAAUGCUGCCGGUAAACUUGGAUUUUCCUCCCUACAAAAGAUAACUGCAGCUUUUAGACAGCUAGCUUACGGUGUACCUGCAGAUUAUGUUGAUGAAUAUGGGCGGAUUGGUGAAAGCAUUGCUAUUGAGAGCCUAAGCAGAUUUGUCAGGUCUAUUUGUGAGGUGUUUGGCAAAGAAAACUUGAGAGCUCCUAAUGAAGAUGAUACAACUAGGCUGCUUCAUAUUGCUGAACCACGUGGUUUUUCUGGUGAAGCUCUGGCUGUUAACUACACGAUUAACGGCCACAAUUAUGAUAUGGGUUACUACCUUAUUGAUGGGAUAUAUCCUACUUGGUCGACUUUUGUGAAAAUAAUCAAGGGCGCUACAAAUUUGAAGGAUAAAAAUUUUGCUGCUGCUCAGGAGUCUCAGAGGAAAGAUGUGGAACGUGCAUUUGGUAUAUUGCAGGCUCGCUUUGCCAUUGUUCGAGGUUCGGCACGGUUUUGGGAUGAAGCAACACUUCGAGAUAUCAUGAUGGCAUGCAUAAUAAUGCAUAACAUGAUAACUGAAGAUGAACGUGACGCUGAUCGUCUUGAAGUACCCUACGACAAGAGUGAUGCUGAGACGACUGGCGUGGUAUCACGUGAAGGAACAUCAAAUUUUUUGGCAUUUGUUCAGAAGCAUCACGAAAUCCAAAAUCGUCACAUGCACCGUCAACUACAGGAAGACUUGGUUGAACAUCUUUGGGAGCGGCGAGGACAGAUGAAUCGGCAGCAGUAG
This is a messenger RNA of Panicum hallii, 1080 nucleotides long. RefSeq lists its product as uncharacterized. The record is from RefSeq and is a predicted model, not a curated record. The transcript has 2 exons. The coding region runs from base 1 to 1080 and encodes 359 amino acids. NCBI's taxonomy places the organism in Eukaryota, Viridiplantae, Streptophyta, Magnoliopsida, Poales, Poaceae.